UCUUGUCACAAGACAUCCUUGUGGAACGGAAACGAUGGCUUGCGCUUUAAACUUUGCACUGCUUGUUUUAGCUUUCGUUUCCUUGGCUGGGGCUACUGUUCCCUACGAGACUGCUUAUUUUGAGCAGAACCUCGACCAUUUCAACUUCGUUCAAGAUAAAACUUUCAAACAACGUUACAUUUAUACAGAUCAAUACUGGAAUGAGAAUGGGCCGAUAUUCUUUUACACUGGUAAUGAAGGACCUAUCACAGGAUUCUGGGACAACUCUGGCUUUGUCUUUGAGGCAGCUGAGAAAUUUAAUGCCUUAGUUAUAUUUGGUGAACAUAGGUAUUAUGGAGAAUCUAUGCCAUUUGGUUCAUCAUCAUUUGACCAUGACAAAGUUGGCUAUCUUACAGUGGAGCAAGCCAUGGCGGACUUUGCUGUUUUAGUUACAGAACUAANCUCAUCAGAAAUGCAUGUUGUUGUAUUGAAUAUUAACAAGAGACAUCUGGUGAAAACUUGGAGGCAUGGGUGGUUAUGGGAAGGAGGAAAGAUGCAAAUCAUGAAAAUCUUUAAAAGAACCUGUGACCUCUUUCAGGCAUGUACUGAGUUAGCCCUGCCAGCAGGCUCAAACAACAAAACAGACAUGUUUCCACCUCUACCCUGGACUCCUGACAUGAGAGCCGAGUACUGUCAGGAAAAAUGGGGUGUGGUCCAACGACCAGGCUGGUCAGCGAUUCAGCUCUGGGGAAAAGACAUAUCGUCAGCGUCAAAUAUUAUUUUCUCCAAUGGUGACUUGGAUCCAUGGAGACCAGGAGGGGUUCUGCAAGAUGUCUCCCCAACACUAGUCGCAGUUCUGGUCAAGGGUGGCGCCCAUCAUCUUGAUCUCAGAGCUUCUAACCCUAAGGACCCGCCCACAGUAACGCAAGCCCGUGAACAAGAGCUGGAACUGAUUCAGAAGUUU
This is a messenger RNA of Orbicella faveolata, 943 nucleotides long. RefSeq names its product dipeptidyl peptidase 2-like. The record is from RefSeq and is a predicted model, not a curated record. Gene Ontology annotation, molecular function: dipeptidyl-peptidase activity; serine-type exopeptidase activity. Gene Ontology annotation, biological process: proteolysis. Lineage: Eukaryota; Metazoa; Cnidaria; Anthozoa; Scleractinia; Merulinidae.